CUGUGGUUCAGGCUAAGUUGCCAAGGAGACGGGAGCCGUGUUGCUAGUCACCGUUAGCCGUUAGAGCAGCCGUUAGCUUCGGCGAGAACAGAGGAGUUUCAGCGCCGCAUGUCCUGCUUCAGGAGGACAACUGUGUCAUGGCAGAGCUCCACAUUAUAGGACAGAUCGUUGGGGCCAGUGGUUUCCCGCAAAGCAGCCUAUUUUGCAAAUGGGGAGUUCAUACGGGAGGAGCAUGGCGGCUCCUAUCGGGGCUGAAAGAGGGUCAGACUCAGGUGGAUCUCCCUCAAACCGGAGACAUGGCGUACUGGAGCCACCCCAUUGAUCUGCACUACGCGACGAAAGGGCUCCAAGGCUGGCCGAAGCUUCACCUCCAAGUGUGGCACCAGGACUCUUUCGGACGCUGCCAGCUGUACGGCUACGGCUUCUGCCACGUCCCCUCCAGCCCCGGCCACCACCGGAUAAGCUGUGCGACCUGGAGGCCGCUGGGCUCCUGGCAAGAGCAGCUAGCGCAAAUGUACGUCGGCGGAGGUCCCCAGCUCCGCAACCCGGACCUCAUAUACAGCGGGGCGGACAGAUACAGGCUGCACACCGAAGCCAUGGGGACCGUGGAGCUGGAGCUUGGCGUUAUAAUGAGACACUUUGAUAAAUAUGGCGUCGAGAGCUGACACGUUGAAAAAACUUAAGGGACUGUUUACAUGUUGUGCAGCAUUGUAUUCCCUUGAUAACUUGUUUUGAAUACAGUUUUGUACAUUUUUUUAUUAAGUUGCUUUAAUAUUUUUACUAACUAGCUAACCGCUAUGUGUAAAUAAAGAAGCUAUAGUCUUAACGAAGUUGGUUUCUUUUUGAUAUGUACCACGACACAAUUAUGCCUCACAUUUUGCUAUCUCCUUCCAUAUGUUUACAAUAUAAUACAGUUCUACUUUAUUUGCAGUUACUUAGCAGAUGUCGUAUGACAAUACAAACUAUGAUAAGGUAUAAUGUUACAUUAAUAGAAUAGGAUGCAAUUUUACUGAUUUACAAGGACAAAUUCACAAGCAGCCCAGCAGAAAGUACAUCUUUACCAGUUCCCACUGUAAAGUAAUCAACAUAUUAAUGCAUCCGCAAGUAUUACCCAAUAUUAUGUAUCAUUUGUAAUAUGCCAUUCUGCAUAAUGAGUACUUCUACUCUUAGUACUUCAAGUAUAUUUUGUUGCCAAUGCUUCUGUACUUUAGUGUAACUACAUAAUUAAAUCCAUGACUUACUUAAAACUAA
Molecule: messenger RNA, 1251 nt
Organism: Acanthochromis polyacanthus (spiny chromis)
Lineage: Eukaryota; Metazoa; Chordata; Actinopteri; Pomacentridae
Gene: b9d2
Product: B9 domain containing 2
Exons: 1
Coding region: 138-665 (175 amino acids)
Biological process (GO): cilium assembly
Cellular component (GO): MKS complex
Source: RefSeq, a predicted model, not a curated record